Messenger RNA from Megachile rotundata (alfalfa leafcutting bee), 662 nucleotides. RefSeq lists its product as uncharacterized. The record is from RefSeq and is a predicted model, not a curated record. Gene Ontology annotation, molecular function: protein binding. NCBI's taxonomy places the organism in Eukaryota, Metazoa, Arthropoda, Insecta, Hymenoptera, Megachilidae.
CAUCUGUCCGUUUGGAUUCCGUUGAUAUCUUUCCAGAAGAAAUCCAGAACGCCUGCAACUACCGAAGACGAUUCUUAUCUUUCCUCGGAGAUCGAUCUGCUAAAUCCUAGAGUUACGAGAUCCGGUCAAGCUUCGAUAUAUCAGCGUCGUGAUCCGAAAGAUACGAGAAAGAAUUUGUUAAAUCUCUUCAAGGCGUCUGCGAGAUCUGAUCACUGUCGCUGCUCCGUAAAAUCUGAUCACACAAAAUUACGUGAAAACAGGAGUCACCGCGAGUGGAGUCUUCAAAGUUAUGGUCAACAGGAAAAGCAUCAGGUAACUUUCGUUACGGAGAAGUGUUCCAGCAGCGGUGAGGAUCUUAACGGGAAAUCCCUCGUGAAACUUUGGGGUGGGAAAAGCACACCACGAAUAAUCAGAGCGAUUCGUCGAAAUAGCAAGAAAUCAAGGAACGCGACAAUUUACGAGUAACUGGAAGCGGGGCCAGCAGCUCGACGAACAGCCACGCCGGCGGAAAGCACGCGACCGACAUCCUCGCGAGGGGCGGUAAUUUAAUCCCAGGACGUUCGUAGUCGAAGCGGACGAGGAUCGAUCGGAAUCAGCGGAACAGCCGCGACCCGGAAAUAGCAAAAGCAGCGUGGUUGUUCUGUAUCACGAUAAAUCGGUCG